CAUUUGCAACUAGCGGGGACCUUGCAUGCGUACUAGUAGAAGACUAGGGAAAUGGACCCCGCUGACGACGCUGGAACCGACUCCUCUACGGGAGGCAAAGCACCCCAAAGAGACCUAAUAACAUGGCACAUCUUUGUGAACCCCGCUUCCGGAAGCCGGUCAGGGACACAUAUCUGGGACACCAUUGUGCGUCCCGCAUUGGAAGGAGCUGGAUGGCGAAAGAGUUGCUAUGGAGAAGAGACGACCUUUGAAGAAACUUGCUUUCAAGUAACUUUUACUAAGCGUGGUAACCAUGCCGCCGAUACUGUGCGUGAAUUGGUUACGAAACGUCAAACCUUGGAGGGAUUAGGAUUUGUUUGUAUUGGUGGGGACGGAGUGGUGCACGAAGUCAUUAAGGGCGUCAUGUCGAGUAUUUCCACAUCGAACCCUCCAUCUUUGAAGGUUCCGAUCGCCGUCAUCCCCGCUGGCACAGGAAACGCUCUAGCAACAUCUUUAAAAUUGUCAUCACCCGAGGAGGCAACGGAGCGCUUGAUCAAUUAUAAACAAACGGUUCCUCUCAAAAUCAGCAGCGUUCAUAUCGGCCCGUCGACUUUGGACGAGUGUCCCGACGAGGUGCUGAUGUACAGCUUUUGUGUCGUGAGUUGGGGUUUACAUGCGCAGAUUGUCAGACAAUCCGAAACGUUACGGAUGCUAGGAAGAAAGAGAUUUCAGGUGGCUGCCAUGAUGAACAUUGCCCUGAUGCACCAAUACCGAGGACAACUUUACCUUCUUGAUCCAACAGAGCUCUCACAGACGGAUCCAGACCCUGUAACAUUCGCAAAGCCUGACUGGGCCGUGGAUGAAAAAUGGGUACCCGUUAACGGCAAGGACGAUGCAACAUCCUUUUCAUACUUUCUUAGUACAAAGAUGUCAUCCCUUGAACCAGGCUUUCAAAUCGCACCACAUGCUCAUCCUUCCACUUCUAAUAUCGACCUCGUCCUCGCGCCAUCCUUGAACCGCUCCCAAUUGUUACACUUUCUCCAAUCAACUCCCGCUAUUCCAGAGUACAUCCGCUACAUCAAGACACGAGGGUUUAAACUUGCUCCGUCUCAGUCCAGUGGCCGAAGAACAUCAUGGGUGCCAAAAGCUGGGAAGCUAGUACAUGACAUCUGUAUAGACGGAGAGAUGGUAGAACUAGAAAAUGGACAGGCAGUAUGGGUUAAAAUCCUAGAUGAAAGAGCGCAACUUUUCAAUGUAGUAUGCUGAAACUUUAGGAGGCUUUUUCUGGACUCUGAAGAUAAUCAAAUUACUCGUCAUGAUGAUUAUUCGUAAAUGGACAAACUUGGCAAAAAC
Molecule: messenger RNA, 1332 nt
Organism: Spizellomyces punctatus DAOM BR117
Lineage: Eukaryota; Fungi; Chytridiomycota; Chytridiomycetes; Spizellomycetales; Spizellomycetaceae
Exons: 5
Coding region: 52-1245 (397 amino acids)
Biological process (GO): sphingosine biosynthetic process
Cellular component (GO): cytoplasm; membrane; intracellular membrane-bounded organelle
Source: RefSeq, a predicted model, not a curated record